Molecule: messenger RNA, 2779 nt
Organism: Haliotis rubra (blacklip abalone)
Lineage: Eukaryota; Metazoa; Mollusca; Gastropoda; Lepetellida; Haliotidae
Product: leucine-rich repeat serine/threonine-protein kinase 2-like
Exons: 23
Coding region: 104-2779 (891 amino acids)
Molecular function (GO): protein binding
Source: RefSeq, a predicted model, not a curated record
UCUUCUUUGUGAUUUCCUCUGAUUGAUGUUCGGCGUUACCGCUGUCACACAUGUAAGUGGUAUAUUCUAAGACACGGCGUUAUUGUUCCGCGUUGUGGUGUGAAUGUACAGAGGAGAGGGAUACCUGUUGAUCGUUGCCAUCCGCACGCGCCCGCUGUUUCAAGUGUGUACCUAUCACCUGUCACCCACGAGUUUCAUCUGGGACAAGCUGAUUGACAAAGGGAUGUCGAUUCGGCCAGCUAUUUUCAAACACAACACAUCUCAACAUUUUCAUAUGAAGUGGGGGAGUCUUGGCAUAUGCCGCCAGAGCAUGAUGGCUUCCUCAGAUGACUGCGACAGUGGUCGUUGCUCCCCGGUUACGGCGAGUGAUGACUACCAGUUUGUCGACAGCAAGUCUACAAUCAAUGACAUCAAGGAAGCGGACUGCAUCUUGCACGUCCUUCAGGAUACAUAUGAUCCCCAGCGGCUGAAAGAGUCACUGAUAAGGCUACAGACACUCUUCAAAAAUGUGAGUGUGAAGAAGUUCUUGGAGGACAACCAGAUCCACCUUAGUGUGUUGGACGUCAUGAAGCACCUCAGUUCCUUCCCAGACAUACAGCAGAUUGGUCUUCAGCUGCUGUGUCAGUUCAUAGAUGAAAGCCUUGCCUUGGAGAAAAGUCUCAAGAAUGAACAUGUUCACAGACACGUAUUGAAGGUGCUGAAUGAGAACAUCUCCGAAAUCCCCAUCCAUCGGUGUGGGAUGAAGCUGUUGGCGUGUCUCUUUGAAUCAAGAUACAUCCGUGUUGACCUGACGUCCACCAACCUCCUGAACGACGUCAUCAGUUACCUUUUCCGUGCCAUCUCCAACUUCCAGGAAGAUGCUGAGAUUCAAGUCCAUGCCUUGACCUGCCUCCGCCAUAUUCUUCAAGAAGAUAAGUACUUGGCUGAGAUGUUCAUUCGUAAUUACGUGCCAGUCGUCAUGGAAACCCUGCACCUGAAUCAAGAUGUAUCAAGUGUGGUGUGCAAGACUUUGGAUGUAUUUUACACAAUAGCUCAGGACCAUCGCCUGUGUGACAUGCUGGAGGAGGACCUGAUCCACAUGAAGAUCAUGCCGUAUGUGAAGAUCGACAUCGGCAACGAGGACAUCCUGGAGGCCAGCCUCCAGCUGCUGCACCUGAUGUUCAAUGAUGCCAAAGUGGUGGCGUCGGCAGUGGAGACAGGGUUCAUCAAAGACUCCCUGGUUCCGGUGAUGCUGGGGAAGCCAGCCAAUGAGACCAUCCAGGUGUCGGGACUGCACAUGUUCAGCAUGUCAGCCAUGGCCUUGUUCGAGGACCACUCCACGAUGGACAUGGCCUUCCAGUGGCUGAAGGUCAUCUAUAUGGCCAUGUCCAAACUCAUGGACUGUCCAGCAGUUCAGGAAGCUGGUUGUCUGGCGCUGUGUGAGCUCUUGGCGUGUAAGUCAGAAGCCUACAUGUGGAUUGGAGAGAGCUCGGAACUCAAACAGGACCCCCUGCACACCCUGUGUCUGGGAGCCAUGUUGAUGGGGAGGAGGGAGCUGGCUGUCUUCACUGCAGCAUGUAACGCCUUCUAUCACCUUACUGCUGAUAAUGACGGACUGUGCAAGUGUCUGAUGGAGAAGAACGCCCACAUCGCUGUCCUGGAGGGUGUAGCUGCCCAUGUCACAGAUGCUGCUGCCAUGGCUGCCGCUUGUCGUGCAUUACGUGGACUCAGUAUCUUCCAUGAUGAGCACAAACAAGCCGUAUCAGAACAAGACAAGACACUCAUUUAUUUAACUGAAAUCCUCCGGACUUUUCAAAAUGACACAAAUGUUCAGAGUGAAGCAAUUAGCACUGUAGCUUGUUUAGCAGAUGUGGAUGUAUUUCGACAUCUUUGUUUUGUAAAAAAAAUCCACAAAAAAAUCCUUGUUGCCAUGGAAGUGUUUCCUGAUAAUGAAAUCCUCCAAGAGGCUGGCAUUGAAGCACUGGCAGUUCUGGGUGGAGCAGUGAACGGAGCUGAGAUCCUGAAUUCUAUGGAUGUCGUGCAGAAGGUGGUCCGCAGCCUCCAGAAAUACUCCAACAAUGACAAUAUCCAGAAGAAGGCGCUCAUCUUGGUUCAGAUCUUGGCGGACACCAAACUGGUGUCAUCCCUAGUGACGUGCGACAUGUUGGCGGACGCCAUCAGCAACGUUAUGGCAGGACACCCAAACAACAUCAGCAUCCAGAGAGAGGCUGUGGUUGCCAUGCACAUUCUGGCAGAGAAAAGCCAGCGUAUGAGUGAAGUCCUUGUCAACAAAGACUGUCAUGAAGUGCUAUUUUGCAUUCUCGAGAACUUUGAUGCUGACCAAGGUCUACAUGAUCUGGCCAGUGAGUGCCUGUAUGUCAUUGGCUGUGUCCAGAACUUCAAGUCAAGAAUGUUGCUGUGUGCUUGCAAAAAUGGCUUCCUAGCUGGUGUGGAAUGUCUGAUGGUGAUUGGAGCAGACGUCAACACAGGUCAAGGUCAAGGCACACCACUGUACCAUGCUGUUGAAAACGGAGAUGAGAAGAUGGUGCAGUAUCUCCUGCAGCAGUGCGUCACGGAUGUCCAGACUUCCCUCAAUCGGAGCCUUGCCAAUGAUCAACACAACAUCACAGGGAUGCUGUUGGCUCAUAUCGGACAAGACAAAGACGCUGGCACUGUAUUGUGGAAUGGUUUAGGCCUUGGUGACCUGCGACCUGAAUGGUUCAUGCCGUCACUUGCCAGAGCCAAAGAACGUUUGCUGCCAUCAGAGAAAUAUGUUGGAUUAAAGAAAAUGUCGGAUUAA